Messenger RNA from Trichobilharzia szidati, 438 nucleotides. The record is from the annotation of a GenBank genome assembly. Lineage: Eukaryota; Metazoa; Platyhelminthes; Trematoda; Strigeidida; Schistosomatidae.
AUGUCGCUACAAGAACAACCUGCUUUUGUCGUAUUGGACACCAAUCAAGGCACGAUAACUAUCGAGUUGUAUUGGAAACAUGCCCCUAAAACAUGUCUUAAUUUCGCUGAGUUAGCAAGACGUGGUUAUUACAAUGGUGUUGUAUUUCACCGUGUUAUCCGGGACUUCAUGAUCCAAGGUGGUGAUCCGACUGGUACUGGACGUGGUGGUGCUUCAAUAUACGGUGCCUAUUUUGAAGAUGAGAUUCACCCGGAUCUCAAGCAUACAGGUGCUGGGGUUGUCUCCAUGGCGAAUGCUGGCCCGAAUACUAAUGGCAGCCAGUUUUUCAUCACAUUGGCUCCUACACAGUGGUUAGAUGGGAAGCACACUAUAUUUGGCCGUGUUGCUUCUGGUAUGAAAGUUGUUCAACGUUUAGGUAAUGACAUGUUAUCAGGCUAA